This is a messenger RNA of Selaginella moellendorffii, 799 nucleotides long. RefSeq names its product vacuolar protein sorting-associated protein 2 homolog 3. The record is from RefSeq and is a predicted model, not a curated record. Gene Ontology annotation, biological process: protein transport; endosome transport via multivesicular body sorting pathway; late endosome to vacuole transport. Lineage: Eukaryota; Viridiplantae; Streptophyta; Lycopodiopsida; Selaginellales; Selaginellaceae. Bases 58 to 699 code for a protein of 213 amino acids. The transcript is spliced from 11 exons. Gene Ontology annotation, cellular component: ESCRT III complex; multivesicular body.
CUAACCCUAUUAUUGGCGCGCUCUUCCUCUUCUUCCACCGGGGGAAGAAAGACGGUCAUGAAUCUCUUCAGGAAGAAAACCGAUCCGAAAGAUGCUCUUCGAGCCAGCAAACGCGAGAUGGGAGUUGCGACUAGAGGAAUCGAGAGAGAAAUAAUGACUCUACAAUCAGAGGAGAAGAGACUGCUUGCCGAGAUUAAGAAAACAGCCAAGACUGGUAACAAGAGCGCAACGACGAUCUUGGCAAGGCAAUUGAUCAGAUUGCGGCAGCAAAUUGGAAAGCUCCAGGGCAGUCGAGCUCAAGUGCGAGGUGUGGCAACCCAUACCCAGGCGAUGUAUGCGAAUACGUCUGUUGCUGGUGCUAUGAAAGGAGCCACUAAGGCAAUGGGCGCAAUGAACAAACAAAUGCAACCUCAGCAACAAGUUAAAACCAUGCAGGAGUUUCAGAAACAAUCCACACAAAUGGAUUUGACAUCUGAGAUGCUGGCCGAUGCUAUCGAUGGCGCUUUGGACGACGAAGAGGCCGAGGACGAAACUGAGGAGCUCACAAACCAAGUUCUAGACGAAAUUGGUAUUGAUAUCGCUGCCAAGUUGACAGCACCUCCCAAAGGAAGAAUUGCAGGAAAAUCGGGAGCUGAAGAAAUCAAAAGUUCUGAAAUGGAUAACUUGGAGGACCGAUUAGCAGCUCUUCGCAAUACUUAAUUGCCGUUACAUUUAACAAGAAUAAAAUCCCUUUAGGAAAUCAAAACAUGCCACGUGGCAAUAUUUGAUAAGUCGAAUAGUGUCACUUCCUCAAGAUUAA